AUGUCGGAAGACACUCCUACGUCCACUAGACCUUCCUCUCCAGACAGUAAUGGCUCUUUAUUCCACCACAAGUCAUGGCUCGAGCCCUGGACGCACCCUGAAUUCCCACCUGAUGAGUCGCGCAGGGAUCGAGAAAAACGAUUUAAACAAAAGGAGUGGGUAGGGUAUACGUCUAUGCCACAAUUCCUCAAGCAAUAUACAUUCAGAUUCCGCGAUCAGGCAUGGCCCUGGGGCUAUUUUAUUUACCGGACCACCUAUGCAUCUGAGGAAGAUUGGACAGCAGCCCUGGCCAAGCUUAAUCGCUAUUUUUACCACGAAGUCAAACCGCCUAACCGGGAAUUACUGCCAGGGCAGUUGGAUGCAUACAAGCUUAUCUAUGAGGGGUACCGGAAUGUUAUUAUUGAGGAUCCUGAGCUAGACGGUGUCGGUGCUGAUAUUAUCCUUAAAAAGCACCGAGAGUGGGUAACAAGGCACGGAUUAGAUACUUACGCCAGUCCCCGAUUCGGUCACUGCUUGAUGAUUGAUGAGCAAUGUCUUCGAUCUAUCUUGGCAUCUAAAGAGCCCGGAACUGCGGAGCCGAGCGGCUGUGAUCCGUGGACAGGACCGCACGGAUAUAUUAAUAUCUUGGAUGUUGUGGACCACGAUCCCGAGGACCCAGAAUACGACGAGGGACCAUUUUAUAAUGGGUGUAUGCGGCUGGAGCUUGAUGCUCUUUUUUGUUUUGCUUGUAACUGCGAGGACUACCCGCUUUGUGAUCAGUAUUGGUAUCUCAACAGUCCAGAAUGGGUUUUGUAUACCGAUGGAAGAAGCGCGAGGGGCGAGCCUAAGGAUAUGGUUAUCCAUUGGCGGAAACGGGGUAUGAAUAUCUAUGGGUAUGAGCGAGAACCCUAUCCAUAG
Molecule: messenger RNA, 897 nt
Organism: Aspergillus tanneri
Lineage: Eukaryota; Fungi; Ascomycota; Eurotiomycetes; Eurotiales; Aspergillaceae
Exons: 1
Coding region: 1-897 (298 amino acids)
Source: RefSeq, a predicted model, not a curated record